Molecule: messenger RNA, 1250 nt
Organism: Myxocyprinus asiaticus (Chinese sucker)
Lineage: Eukaryota; Metazoa; Chordata; Actinopteri; Cypriniformes; Catostomidae
Product: 3-keto-steroid reductase/17-beta-hydroxysteroid dehydrogenase 7-like
Exons: 9
Coding region: 133-1149 (338 amino acids)
Biological process (GO): cholesterol biosynthetic process
Cellular component (GO): endoplasmic reticulum membrane
Molecular function (GO): estradiol 17-beta-dehydrogenase [NAD(P)+] activity; 3-beta-hydroxysteroid 3-dehydrogenase (NADP+) activity; 5-alpha-androstane-3-beta,17-beta-diol dehydrogenase (NADP+) activity
Source: RefSeq, a predicted model, not a curated record
CAAUCACACCAUGGCGGCGGUGCAAACUCCAUCUAUACACAAACGUCCCCCCAAAACACUAGUUGUCUCGAAUGCAAAAGUACCGAAUAGAGGUAGUACAUCGUAUAUAUUUUAUAUGAAUGUGUAGACAGGAUGAAGAAAGUAGUGCUGGUAACCGGUGCAAACAGUGGUAUUGGCCUUGCUCUGUGUGAGCGUCUACUUACCCAGGAUGCCCAGGCGCAGCUCUGUCUGGCUUGCAGGAACAUGCAGAGAGCUGAGGCUGCCAGACAGGCUCUUCUACUGUCCCACCCUCAAGCUCACGUUUCUCUACUGCACCUAGAUGUUGGCAACAUGCACUCUGUGAUCAGGGCUGCUGGCGAGUUCAAACAGAAGUACAACAGAUUGGACUAUCUGUACCUCAAUGCUGGAAUCAUGCCUAAUCCAAAGGUAGAUCACAAAGCCUUUUAUAAAGGCCUCUUUUCCAGAAAUGUGGUUCAUAUGUUUGCCACGGGAGAGGGUAUUCUGACCCAAGAAGAUAAGGUCACACCCAUUGGUUUACAGGAGGUGUUUGCAACUAAUCUUUUUGGUCAUUUCCUUCUGGUGAGGGAGCUGGAGCCCUUAUUGGGCCAGGGGGACCACAACUCUGUAGUGAUCUGGACAUCCUCCAGUAAUGCCCGGCGAUCAGCCUUUAGUCUAGAUGACGUGCAGCAUCAGAAAGGCCAUGAACCCUACAGCUCCUCCAAAUACGCCUCAGACCUACUUAGCCUAGCCCUAAACCGUCACUACAACAGCCGGGGUCUGUAUUCAUCAGUGAUCUGUCCUGGACUAGUGAUGACUAACCUCACCUACGGCAUUCUACCUUCAUUCUUCUGGACCAUCAUCAUGCCAAUAAUGUGGCUGAUAAGGAUAUUCAUCAACACUUUUACCCUCACACCUUAUAAUGGAGCAGAGGCUUUGUUUUGGCUGUUCAUGCAGAAACCUGAGUCACUGGACCCGAUGGCCAAAUAUCACAGUUUGACCUCUGGGCUUGGAAACAAUUACACCCUGCCAUGCAAGAUGGAUAUUGAUGAAAACAUGUCAGAGGCCCUCUAUGUAAAGUUAUUAGAACUUGAAGAUACAGUACGGAAGAAACUUAUAGACGAGGAUACAGAUAUUAAAAUAAAAAAAUAAAUAUACACACUGGAGACAAAUACAUCUCACACAUUUCAUGCCGCACAACAAACACUGUUUGAGAUGUUCUCUAAAGAAUGGAUAAACCAUAUUUGUUCAUA